Messenger RNA from Maniola jurtina (meadow brown), 5155 nucleotides. RefSeq names its product lysophospholipid acyltransferase 6 (gene oys). The transcript has 9 exons. The record is from RefSeq and is a predicted model, not a curated record. The coding region runs from base 553 to 1836 and encodes 427 amino acids. Gene Ontology annotation, cellular component: membrane. Lineage: Eukaryota; Metazoa; Arthropoda; Insecta; Lepidoptera; Nymphalidae. Gene Ontology annotation, biological process: lipid modification. Gene Ontology annotation, molecular function: acyltransferase activity.
GUUGUCAAGUCAAUUGUCAUGUUUGAAACACUGCUUUGUACAUAAACCUUUUCAAUUCAAUUUUUCAAUCAAACUUUCAAAGCAAAAUGCGAAGUUUCUUCAUACAGUUUUGACGAGAUCACAUUGUAAACUAUAAUAAUAGAAAAUUGAAUUGACUCACUUAAUAAAGUGGGUGUGCUGUCGUACAUUGUGCAUUGACGUAAUAGUUAAUAAUUCAGUAAAGGUAAUAUCAGCAAUACAUUGGAUACAUUGGUGCAAUGCUGUUUUAAAGAAAUUGAAAAAUAUAAGAAAAGUACCGAAUUUAUUGAUUCUGUGAAAAAACUACCUACCUACAAACAUUUAGUUCCAUUUACUGUUUUGAACAAACUGAUUGUUGUUUGAUUAUUAUUAAUUGUACCCGUAGAGCACUUUCGAACAUUGGUUGAAAGUUUUAUGUGAAAAUGUCUUCAAAUUAUUAUGAUUGCUACGACGGAAGCAAGCUAUUUCUAUUCUUGUCUAAUAAAAUCGGUCUUCCAAUUGAUUUGACAAGCAGUUCAUUUAUCUGUACUACCCAUGCUGAGUUAUACAUUACUUAAAUCUGGACCACAACAUUUGAUGGGAAACAUUACCCUUACUGCAUCAAUGUUAUACUUGUCGUGUCUACACCUGCAUCAACAAUUAUACCAUACAGGCGACUACACACUUGAUAUAACAGGUCCUUUGAUGGUCAUCACUCAAAGAGUAACAUCAUUGGCGUAUUCAUUACAAGAUAACUUGACCAAAAAGGAGACAGACGCAAAUUCUAUGGGACAAUCCUCCGCCAAAGAUGAAUCUCAAGUGGUCAAAUUACCUUCCCCACUUGAAUAUUUUGCAUACACAUUAGCCUUUCAAACUUUAAUGUGUGGACCAGUCGUGUUUUAUACAGAUUACAUUACUUUCAUUGAAGGCGAUGGAAUUAAUGCAAAUCAAAAGUACAUAUCAGGCGGUCGUAAGGAACCCUCCCCUCGUCUGGCAGUUUUGUACAAAGUUGCCGGCUCCAUUGCAGCAGCUGUUCUAUAUUUGUCUCUUGCGCACAAAUACCCCUUAACGGCACUGGAAGAAUUAUCAGAUCCCACUUCUGAAGUGGCCCGAUCAUGGUCCGUGUUUUAUCUCUUAUGGUACGCUUAUUUGUCCACACUUGUAGUGCGAUGCAAGUAUUACCAUGCGUGGCUCUUGUCGGAAGCCAUUUGCAAUAACUCUGGAAUGGGUUUCAAUGGAUACGACAACAAUGGCUCACCUAAGUGGGAUAAAAUAUCCAAUAUUGACGUGUUCGGUUUCGAGUUUGCGCAGAACUUUCGCGACGCCGUGGCAAGCUGGAACAAGAACACGAACGCGUGGCUGCGCAACGUGGCGUACGAGCGCGGCGGCGCGGCGUGGCGCACCGCGCGCGUCUACACGCUGUCCGCGCUGUGGCACGGCUUCCACCCCGGUUACUAUCUCACCUUCUUCGCGGGCGGCCUCUUCACCGUCGCCGCUAAGAAGAUGCGAGCCUUCGCGCGUCCUAUGUUUUUGGAAAGUCGCCCCAAGAAACUAUUGUACGAUGCGCUGUCGUUUAUGACAACUAGGAUUGCUAUGACGUAUACUACCGUUCCCUUCGUUCUACUCCAUCUCUCGCCGAGCCUUGCCUUCUACGGGAGGUUGUACUACUCUUUGCACUUCAUAGCGUUGGGCGCAAUAUUCCUUCCGGCAAAGCCUAUUCCACCACGAGUGUCUUCUCAAAAUUGCUCAGAGCUUCCUCCGACGUCUUCCAAGUUAACAAAAGAGGCCUCACUGAGGGAUAUAAAUGGAAAACCAAAUGGUGAACUCGCGAUUUCCUAAUAAUAUUUACCUUCAUCUUUAACGAAAUGCAAUGGACUGGCGGAUAUAGGUUUAAGGUAUAGUAUUUAAUAAAUUUUUUGCCACUAUAUCGAAAGACACAAAUAUAAAAGGUAUUAAAUAAUAUACAUAAUUCUUAUGUAAUAGAAACAUUAUACAUAUUAUGCAUUUACGAGUAUUAACCAGCACAAACGAGUACCUAUUUUAUAAUUAAUAAUAUUUUAUUUUUACAAUAAUAAAGUUUUACUCCCAGUUAAUAGUUAUUAGAGAAUAUUAAAAAGAAUUGUUUUUCCAUAUUCCAAUAACGUAAGAAGUUGGAUUUCUUUAUUUUAUUGGUAUUAAGUAAAAUUAGACAUAUAAUGUAUACAUUUUACGAUGAUUUUUCAAUCAUCAAAUAAUAAUUAUCUUUAACUGAGGAAUGAUCUUGCUGCUUUGACAGUAUUCCUUCUAUUAAUGAUUAAUUAUAAUUAUUUGACGAUUGGAAAAUCGGACCUUUGUAGUACAUAACGUCUGGCUAUUGUUUUUUUUUAAUAGUACAUAGGAUAAAGAUAUGAUACUGAAUAUUUUAAUUUUUAUGAUAAAGUAACUAAGGGCGUACCCCGUGACUGAGUAGCUUGCGGUAGUGGAGCGGUGCGGGAGGGAUGAGAUGUCGUGACCCGAGAGCUCAGUGAUUCGUCAACUUGUGACACCCUCCCGCACGCACGCUCCACUACCGCAGUGACACGGUAAGGUCCGAAUAAUAACUAAAAUAAGUUUUAAUUCGGCAUUUAGUGAUUUUUUACUGAAUGUUGUUAAAAUGAGUACGCCGGAAAAACGUUCCCUCGUACUUUCAAUCAGGAACUCCUUCGCGCUUCACAAAAUCACUCUAGGGGUAUGAUGAGACUGUUGUGGAGUCGGGGUUCUCAGAUUUCGUUCUGGUUUAGAUAUUAUUCAGAUUACAGACUUUUACGAGACUCUAGAGGUAAAAAUGCACGAUUUGCCGAUCGAUUGCUUGUAAAAGUCAAAAAUUUACAAUUAUCACUAAACAGUUAUCUAAGACUUAACAUUUAUAAAAUUUAGUAAAUCCUAGGCUUUAUUGUAAUAUAGCACAUUACAGUCCAGGGCCGAAAUAAAGCAAUUGCCGGCCGAGUAAUAGUGAAAGGACGAGGCGAAGCCGAGGUUUAUAAUCACGGUUGUGUCUAUUCAAUCGAGAAUGCGCAUGCGAUCUUUUGGUUCCAAAUUUUUGAAAAUAGGCUUUAUAUAAUAUACCGCAUUCAGAAUAUGUAAUAAUAAAUCGUGUAUGUGAAAAUACCUAAUUUUAUGUAAGUGUUAAUUUAAAGGAACUCGUUACCAAUACGUCCAGCAAUUUCUAUUAUAUUUCGAACUAUUGGAAAACACAUGAAUGUGGGAAAAUCUCAUGCAAUUUACUAUGAUUAUAUAAAAUUUGCUACAACGAAUAAUCCAAAAUGGCGGGUAUAACAAACAAAAAUACGACAAGGAAAAAAAUAAACUUGAGAUGAAGGGAUCGAGUUUGGUAUUAAAUGAAAGGUAUCAUUACAAUAUAUAUCAUCAAUUAUUAUCAUUAAAAUAUUAACACCCGUAUUCACAAACGUUGCUAUGAGGUCUCACAGUGCGCUCGAACGCACAGUGUCGGUUCCACCAAUCAGGCGACCUAUUGCUACAAUCAUGAAAAAGCUUACGCGGUACAGGGAAUAUGGACUGUAACGAUAACGAUCCUUAAGGAUAUUUUUGGAUGUGAGAUAUGAGACAAUUUUUACGUGAUCGACCUGCUGAUUACUGUGUCACGUCAAUAUACAAUGAUCAUUGGUGGAACCAACAAUAUGCGUUCGAGCGCACUGUGAGACCUCAUAGUAAUGAUUGUGAAUACGGCCCGAUAAUGUCCAUCUGCAUUGAUGUUUUGUUUUUAAGUCUGCGGCCCAGGUGGGAGUAGGUGGGCGGCCAGCGUGUAGAACAAACUUAGGUAAUAUUUACAAAAAUUGGAAGGAAGACGCGCCGACGUUUCCUAAUCGAGAGCGGGUGCUGGGUGGCAUGGCUGGGCUGGCCGGCCAGCUGUGCCGCAGACUAAGACUGAGAUCUAUAGAGCGCACUUUAACUUUGCUCAGUCUUAAACACACGGCGAUAUACCGUUGGUAUAAAUCUGUCUCGUUUUAACUGAAACUUAAGUCUAAGCAAAGUCAAAGAGCGCUCUAUAGAUUUCAACCUAAGAGUAGUCCGGUUUUAGUUAUUGAACUUUAUCUUGUUAGAAGUAUUUUUACUAAUGAAUUAAGGCUAUGGGUGUGAUGAGUAUUAUAUUUAUUUAAAUUAGGCAGCUGUAUUUAUAUUUAAAGUAUGUGGAUACUGGAUAGUACAUAAGAUUGUGGUUGGUUGCAGUUUAAUGUUUAUGUAAUCAUCUAUUACAGAUUUAUGACACAGUUUAUUACAUAUUACAGAAGUUUAUAUACCUUAUGUCUUUAAUGUUGUGAAAAAUAAAAAAAAGACUGAUCAAAAGAUGUUUAUAUAACAAACAAGUUGGGCUAACUAUUGAUAUUCUAAUUCAACUCUUAUUAUUGGACGGGUAAGAAGUAUAUUUGAUGCUUCAAUAUCAUGAUGAUAAUAAGAAUGCUUUUGUUACUAAGAUAUGAAUAUAUCAUUAUUUAGGUGCAGGGCAUUAUGGUGAGUAAUCAGGUUAUUGUUAGAGGACAUUAGCACAAUGUUAUCUCUAAUAUAAACCGAAAACGCAUGUCUCUGCUCUGUUUACCACAUCCAAUAAAGGAACACAUGACGUGAUGUUCUGUCAUAUUUCUUUUAUCCAUGCCCCUGGAUAUUAGAUCAUAAAGGUGGCUUAUUAGCCCUUUUUCACAACCUUUUGAGCCCUCAUUCGCACGAGAGCUUUUUUAACUGACGUUAAAACAGAACAACUGCUUUCCCAAAUAUCUUUUUUAAAGCGCACUUUGUAUUUUCAGCGCAACGCCGGCUUUUAACGCAACGCUUUUUUAACGUUCGUGCGGAUUAAGGCUUAUAGUUUACUUCUACCAUUUUAAGAUGACCUUUAAUACCUUUGUAAUAAAAGGCAUUUUUCCAGUGACCUGACAGUAACAUAUUGUAUUAUCUAUAAUAUGUAUUAGCAUAGUAAUGACAACAUGUUCAAAGCUAUUAUGACCUGAUAAUGUAAGAAAUGUGCAAAAAAAUAUAUUUGUACCUACCAUAUAAAAUGUGAUCUUUAAAUUAAAAUACAAAUUCUGUAAAUUAAAUGUAUCUCAGGAGUUUUUGUGUAAUGUAUUAUAAUUUAUAUGCAAUGGUUGUUACAUUGUUAUAGUGAUUACAAUAAAUGUUUAUUUUAAUA